AUGGGCGAUUACCAGAUCUCGGUGGAGGAGCUGAACGAGCUCCUGUCUAACGGGAGCGGCUGCUACAGCCUGCCCAGCGCGCACAGCAACGAGGUGGUGCCGCGCAUCCACGUGGGGAACGCGUUCAUAGCCAAGAACAUAAUGAGGCUGCAGCAUCUGGGGAUAACCCAUGUUCUGAAUGCAGCAGAGGGGAAAUCAUUCAUGCAUGUGAACACUAAUGCAGAGUUCUAUGAAGGCUCAGGCAUCAGAUACCAUGGCAUUAAAGCCAAUGACACACAGGAAUUUAACCUCAGUCGCUACUUUGAGGAGGCAGCUGAUUUUAUUGACAAAGCCCUUUCCCAGAAGGAUGGCCAGGUGCUGGUGCACUGCCGGGAGGGCUACAGCCGCUCGCCCACGCUGGUCAUCGCCUACCUGAUGCUGCGGCGGGGCAUGGACGUGCGCAGCGCGCUCUGCGCCGUGCGCCAGCAGCGCGAGAUCGGCCCCAACGACGGCUUCCUCCGGCAGCUCUGCCAGCUCAACCAGCGCCUGCUGAAGGAGGGCAAGGUCCAACCCUAGAGCGCUGCACCGCACUGGGGGUUUUGGGGUUUUUGGUUUCUCAGAGCUUUAGGGGAUGGGUUAGGAGCUUUAGAGACGCAAAUUUCAACCGCCCCCGGGGCUGGAAUUGCUGCUUGUCUAGUGAAAAUAUCCGUCUGGAGCUCUGUGAUGGUUUCGAGGUGGGACAAAAUUGUGUCGCUGUUUGGAGCUGUUGCCAUCAAGGGAUGUUUGUAGAGGGAUAAGUCCAGCUGUCUUCACACACAUUUCAGAGCCCCUGCAGACUCCAUAGCGUAUGGUUUGCAUUGACAUUGAAUGUGAUUUGUUUAAGCUUUGUCUUUAGCUUGUCAUGACUGAUUGAUUAUAUGCAAGUGCUUUAUUGAAGAGCUCUGGAUGUCAGGGGCACAGACCCAAAUCUGACUCCACCAUGGGUUCAGGAUGAACACAGUUUUAUACCCUUAUUCUAUAACUAGAUAUUAAUUAUUAAACUUAAAUUGUUCUAUUGUAUACAUUGAGUUCAUCCAAGGAUUCUUGUAAUUUAACGAGCCCUUGGGAACACUGGACUGGGACUGUCCCAGUACCAUUCCCAGUGUCCCCAGUGCCCCUCCCAGUGCCCACAUUUCCCUGUUCCCAGUGCAAACUGGAGCUGGUGGUUGGGUCCCUGGCGUCCUGCAUGGAGCUGGUGCCCAGGAUGAGCCCUUGGGGACACUGCACUGGGACUGUCUCAAUGUCCCCAGUGCCACUCCCAGUGUCCUCAGUGUCCCCAGUGCCACUCCCAAAACAAAAAUCCAAUACAUUGAUUUCAUCCAAGCAUGGAUUUCUGUAAUUUCCAUCAAACCCCCCAAACAUGGUUUCUCAUUAUUCUUGUUAUGAUUAAACAAUAAUUAUAUCCAACUACCAAACAAUCAUCACAUUUAACAAUUACAUCAUUUAUCAUAUAACAAUCAUAUCUUUUAUCAUAGUCAUUAAAUGAUUAUACAGGUGCAGUUUUGCAUGAUCCAGUAAACCCUAACAUUUUCCCAGGCCCAACUUUUCCAAGUCCCCUGAAUAUCCCAUGAUUUUAGAAACAUUUUAUCCCUGUACUAUCAACCAGAGCACCAGCUCCCAAAAGCCCCAACACAUCCCUUCACUCACUCUUAAUAGGAGCACUGUAAUUUCUAAAGCUUCUUUUUCAUGCACACAGGUGCCUAAAGUUUGAAUGUAGGAGCUUCAAGGAAUGGGAAGCAUAUGUACAAAUGCACAGAUGCACUCACUUGGAAAAUAAAGUGCAUGCAGUGUUUUGUGUGGAUUUAUGCAAUGCACAGUGUGAGAGUAAAGCCAUUCAGAACCCAUGCUUGAUGCACUCUGUGUUUCCAAGAAUAGUUUUUUAUCUUUUCUGUUACAAUGGACAUGAAAUAGUCUGUUAUUAAAUGCUCUUUUAUUUUUAUUUCAAAAUCGUAGUAGAAAAAAUGUCAAGAACGAAUGCUGAGGGAAGAACUUGAACAAGGAAGAAAUGAUAUUAGUAUUUAGAAGUGUUUGUGGUGGAUGUAUAAUUUAAGUAUCCUAAUAUAAUGCCUUUCAAAGCUUAUAUGGAAUUACAGUGUCUUUAUCUCUUCUUUGCUAUCACUGUUCAGUAACAGAAUGGAAUGAGCUCACGUGCAGGUUCCUUCCAGCACAGGUGUGCUUACAGAGCAGUUUGCACAAGAACACUCUUGGAUUGCUUGCAUGGUGUCAUGAAAUAAAAAUGAGCAUUGUAAUGUACCACACUGUAUAGGAAAUAUUUACAUUGUACUCAAAUAAAUGAUGACUUGGUUCUGUUUA
Messenger RNA from Agelaius phoeniceus (red-winged blackbird), 2331 nucleotides. It is a transcript of the gene DUSP3, whose product is annotated as dual specificity phosphatase 3. Gene Ontology annotation, molecular function: MAP kinase phosphatase activity; protein tyrosine/serine/threonine phosphatase activity. Gene Ontology annotation, cellular component: cytosol; cytoplasm. The record is from RefSeq and is a predicted model, not a curated record. Lineage: Eukaryota; Metazoa; Chordata; Aves; Passeriformes; Icteridae. Gene Ontology annotation, biological process: negative regulation of T cell activation; positive regulation of mitotic cell cycle; negative regulation of ERK1 and ERK2 cascade.